This is a messenger RNA of Acaulospora colombiana, 1098 nucleotides long. The record is from the annotation of a GenBank genome assembly. Lineage: Eukaryota; Fungi; Glomeromycota; Glomeromycetes; Diversisporales; Acaulosporaceae.
AUGGGUCCAGAUUUCGUAUAUUCAAGGCUACCAACUCAUACUCCUGGCGUACCGGAUUUCAAUUGCCAUCUCGUGGAUUCAUUGGUCUUAGUGAGUGAGGUAAAAAGAAAGCAUGUUUUAGAAGAUAUGGGCGAACAGACAUUUCCCGAGUUUUAUCGGACAAGUAAAGGCAAGGAUGCAAUUCAACAAAUCUACAAUUAUAGGGGAGGAAAUGAACUUAGAUAUGGUAUUCUCACCACCUAUGAUAAUCACUGGUUUCUACGCCGAGAACAUACAGAGCUCUGGAUCUCAAAAACCCUUCCACUUCAAUCUGAAUCUCCACCUAUUCUCAAGGCAUAUGCUUAUAUAACUCGACAAGCGAAAGAGAAUCCCAAGUCUUCUCAACCUCAAGUAUUAGUGCAGGCUCAUAGCGACAAUAAUUCGCGUACCCUUCGGUCACACUCCUUCAGAUCCUCAUUAAAUAAUCAGGCUUCCAGCACAUUGACAUAUCAUCAACUGCCUUCAGACACUUUUGCUAAACAAUCAAAUUAUAGCUUUGCGGACUUCAAGUUUAAGAGCAUACUAGGUGAAGGACGAAGUGGAAAAACUCUCCUAUGCGAGUUUCGUGGUGAUACAAUUGCUUUGAAGAGUACUGACUUAUCGAAGGCCCCAUCGUAUGUCCUAGAAGAAAUGCAAAAAGAAGUCGAGAUUUACAAAGACCUUGCAGAUAUUCAAGGCAAAUAUAUACCAAAGUUGGUCUGUUACGGUUAUUACGGGGGAGGUAUGAGUUUCGUUAUCGGCUUGACCAUUGUCGGUACUAUGUUGAGCGAGCAUAAAAUAACGAAUCGGCAAAGGUCGAGGGCCAUUAAGGGAUUAGAAGCGAUUCACAAGCAUGGUAUCCUCCACAAUGAUAUUCGGAAGGAAAACAUCUUAAUUAACAACAACGGUGACAUAUACCUGAUUGACUUCGGGAUUUCAAGUCGGGAGGAUAUAAAGAAGAGAAAGAUUUUCGAGGAGGAACAGCUCGAAUUAUAUCAAUUGCUAGAUAGAUACCAUUCCCUUCUAACGGGCUUGGUCGUAUCGACCCCACCAAUGACAUUAGAUGAGCAGAAAUUCUAA